UUGAGGAAAGUUUUCGAGCGAUUUCGAACAUUCGACAUCAAAAUAUCUGCCAAGAAAUUCAAGGAAAUAACGCGUUCGUCCAUUACUUUUCUAGGACACGAAAUCACGAAAAGCUCUUAUUGUCCAGGAACAAGAAACGUCAAAGCUAUACUUGACUGUCCGGCACCGAAGACUGCUAAAGAAGUAAAACGAUUCGUGGGUAUGGCUAAUUUCUUCAGGAAGUUCAUACCCCAUUUUGCGAAAACUGCGGCUCCUCUGAAUGAUCUGACUAAGGAGGGAUCGGCAUUCGCUUGGACAUCAACACAUCAGAAAGCAUUCGAGAGCUUGAAAACCAGUUUAUCUUCUAAGCGGUGCCUAGCUUUCCCUCAGGAUAAAGACUUCAUCCUGCAUACUGACGGUAGCCAAAUUGCCGUGGGCGCAGUCCUCAUGCAGGAACAAACAGAGAGCAAGACGGAUAUAGCAGUCAUCGGUUACUUCAGUAAAACACUUUCAGAAUCCCAGCGCAGACGGAGUCCCACACACAUCGGACUCUUUGCUAUGAUCAGCGCUUUGCGAUUCUUCAAAAACAUCAUCUAUGGCAAUCGCACGCACAUUUUAUCCGAUCACAGACCCCUCACGUAUCUUCUUAAGCAUAAUAAAACGCAUGAUAACCUCGCGCGCUGGACCGUAGAGUUGCAAAGUUACAACAUUUCUAUCGAUUAUCUGAAAGGCUCGUCCAAUGUAAUUGCCGAUUAUCUAUCAAGAAUCUCAUACCCGUCGCAAGCGUUCCAGGAUGAUCAUCCGGAAUCCGAAGACAUUGUUGAAUUCCCAUAUUGUCUUAGCGUAAACCCUCUGGACCUUCCCAUUAUCGCCAUCAACAUGCCCACCGCCAUUAAACCAUAUGAUUUCUUAAUUGAGCAGAAAAAAAGAUGA
Messenger RNA from Cylicostephanus goldi, 912 nucleotides. The record is from the annotation of a GenBank genome assembly. NCBI's taxonomy places the organism in Eukaryota, Metazoa, Nematoda, Chromadorea, Rhabditida, Strongylidae.